Messenger RNA from Aplosporella prunicola CBS 121167, 583 nucleotides. RefSeq lists its product as uncharacterized. Lineage: Eukaryota; Fungi; Ascomycota; Dothideomycetes; Botryosphaeriales; Aplosporellaceae. The coding region runs from base 104 to 436 and encodes 110 amino acids. The record is from RefSeq and is a predicted model, not a curated record. The transcript has a single exon.
CGUUUAUGCUUGCGUUUAUGUGCCUGCUGUGCCCUGCCGUGCCCUGCCGACCAGUCGGUCAUGAGUUAAUAAGCACUGUCGGGGUGGGGGCCCGAGACCGGGUAUGCCGGGUCUGGGAUUGCGAUUGGGAUUGCGAUUGCGAGGCCGGGCCCAAGUAAUGGAGUGGCGGCGCGUGUGGUUGCACGGCGAGGCGCGCGCGAGGACGAGGCGGAGGUGGGGGUUUAUGCGUGGACGAGGCGGGAGGGGCGUGGUGGGUUUUCUGGUGGUAUGGGGGAUGGAUGGGAGGAGGUCAUCGGAUUCUAGUUUGAGUUUGAGUUUGUUGGUUUGGCCUGGUAGGGGUGGGUUGGGUUGCGAGGCUCGUACUGCUUGCCUGCCACCUGGGCUCGGGCUUGGAAGCGCAUGUAUGCAAGCAAGCAAGCAAGCAAGCAAGCUGUAGUUAAGCUGCGCAGAGUCGAACAACGUCGGGUGAUGGCGGACUGGACUGGACUGGGAAGGCACUUUUGCGGGCUCGUUCUGUCGAGAAUCAACAAUCCUCUUCUUGCGUAUGCAUGAACAGAACAGACGCGGUGGUGAUGCUGCGCUG